Molecule: messenger RNA, 2213 nt
Organism: Physcomitrium patens
Lineage: Eukaryota; Viridiplantae; Streptophyta; Bryopsida; Funariales; Funariaceae
Product: ultraviolet-B receptor UVR8
Source: RefSeq, a predicted model, not a curated record
AGCGCGCGAGAGGAGGAUGGAAUAGAUCGAUCGAUUGAUCGAUUAAUUACACAAGAGUCAAACCUCCUCACCCAUGAUCCCGCGGCAGCCAGCAUCACGGGGACUCACAAUUGUUACUGCUGACUUCUCGCUCAAGUUGUUGCCACGCUGCGUUGCACAGUGUUUCAACCCCCCUCUCUCCCUUUCCCCGUUCCUACGAUGAUGCCAGGGUUCGCGUUUCCUCUUGUGUUGCAGUCUUGUUCGUUUCGUUAUUUGAUUUCGAAUUCGAUGUAUCGGCGAUGCGGCGUGGCUUUCUAGUGGACAUCAAUUCCCGUGUCGCGCUACAGAAGGCGUUGGAAAGAAGUUGGCUCAACUUAUGUGUGUGUGUCCAGGAUCUGAAUCCUAGUUUUAGACAUCGCAGAAUUCUUUCAUGUUUUCCUUGUCGAAGUGGUGAUUCUGACUUCGAGUUGUCUGGAACUAUUUAUUUUUUCCUACGCCUGGAUCAGACGAUCUAGGAUCGUUGUUGUGGAGAGAUUAGGAAACGUUGUUCCGGAAUUGUAGCCACGAGAGCUGCUAAAGAUGGGGGGCGGCAUUGAGAUGUUACCCCCUUGUAUCUUGCAAGACAUACUCUACAAUGGACGAUUAGGGCCAGUUGAUCUGGCUAGCUUGGAAGCGUCCUCGUACAUGUUUCGUGCGGCGAGUGGGAUUGCGCCUUACAGGUUUAAGUCCAUCGCGGAAUUAGCGGCUCAUCAUUCGUGUCAGAUGCACCCCGUGUUUGAGAAUUUCCCUCCGCGAGCGCGAUUGGAGCUUUUGGCGAGGUGCGAAGGGAAUUGGAAACUGGUGUUGCACUUCUUGAACUCUCUGCAGCGUUCAUCGGGGCUUUCUGUCGGUGGUUCUGGCCGCGAUGUUCUCGUGGCCGCGGGGAGGUACCACACGCUGCUUGUAGAUAGGAAAGGGGAAUUGUAUGCGUGUGGAACUGGAGGGUCCGUUCUCGGACAGAAUCCUGCAGUCUCGAAUCUUCAAAGACCAGCGUCAAUUCCGUUGCCUGCGGCUGCUACACGCAUCGUGCAGAUCUCUGCGAAUUUCAAUCACGCUGCUUUCGUCACCGAAAGCGGACAGGUAUACACAUUCGGUGACAACGUAUCCUGUUGCUGUGGCGUUGGAGAAAGUGGACAGCCAAUUUCGAAACCCACGCUGGUAACAACUCUCGAGCGAAAUCCAUGCCAACAAGUUUCGACAGGGCAAGGGUACACUGUAGCACUCACACGCAACGGCGAGCUUUUCUCCUGGGGUUGUAACUCACACGGGCAACUGGGACAAGGCAACACUCAGGAGCAAUUCAGACCACGACAGAUCGAGGAGUUCAACGAGUCGAAUCCAGUAGCGCAAGUUUCCGCAGGCAUUUGUCACACUCUGGCUGUGACGAAGUCCGGGCAGCUGUUCUCUUGGGGUUAUGGUUCCAAUUACUGCCUCGGCCACGACGAUUUCCUCACCGAAUUGCGGCCCAAACGAGUGGAGCAUGGCGGAUUCGAUGACCUUUUCAUCAUUUCGGCAGCAGCCGGAGACGAACAUUCGGCGGCUAUCGACUCUUUAGGAUAUGUCUACACAUGGGGGAAGGGAUACUGUGGAGCUCUAGGUCACGGAGCUGGGACAGAUCAACGCACACCGCUUGUGGUUGCAGCAUUAAAGAGUACCCGUGCUGUCCAGGUUGUCGCGAGAAGGAGAAAAACUUUUGUGCUGGGCGACAACGGAACGGUGCAUUCCUUCGGGUGGAUGGCAUAUCACAGCCUCGGCGUGCAAGGAAAGUCCGCAUCGGACACGGUGGUGAGCCCCCAGUCUCUCGACUUAGCCCUCCAUGGCCACAAAGUGUCCACCAUAGCUGCAGGAAUGUACCACACUCUUGUGAUCACCAGGAAAGGAGCUAUUUUUGGGUUCGGAGACAACGAUUCUAGUCAAUUAGGGCCAGUUAGUGUCACCAACGAGACUCCUCUCGCUGUGAGAAUACCUGCCGAGGUGUUCUCUUGUGUCACUGGAGUUGUACAAGAUUAGAAAUUAUACCACUUCAGUUCUUCAUCUUCACCAUAUCUGAGACAUUUCUGUGCAAAGAUUCAUUAGAAGAACGAGAGAGAGAGAUUGAUAAAAGGCUUAGUUAGUGUAGGAAUGAAGCAGCGAAAGUGCAUCACUUGGCGGAGCAUUACGAAAUCUGAAUAAUAUGUUUGUCUUCAAAUCUGCUU